Miniopterus natalensis is the source of this 1724-nucleotide messenger RNA. RefSeq names its product endothelial cell specific molecule 1 (gene ESM1). The record is from RefSeq and is a predicted model, not a curated record. Gene Ontology annotation, cellular component: extracellular region. Gene Ontology annotation, biological process: positive regulation of hepatocyte growth factor receptor signaling pathway; angiogenesis. NCBI's taxonomy places the organism in Eukaryota, Metazoa, Chordata, Mammalia, Chiroptera, Miniopteridae. Gene Ontology annotation, molecular function: integrin binding; hepatocyte growth factor receptor binding.
AUGACCCGGCAUUUCCACUUCUGGUGCGGCCCGGGGCUCAGGUGCCACUUUUACAGUGAGGAGGACGACUUCGGGGACGAGUUCGGCGUCUGCAAAGACUGCCCGUAUGGCACCUUCGGGAUGGACUGCAAGGAGACCUGCCGCUGUCCGCUGGGCGUCUGCGACAGGGUGACUGGCCAGUGCCUGACGUUCCCCUUCUUCCAGCAUCCAGUCACCAAGUCCUCCGACAGACCGGCGUCCCCCGCAGAGCACGACUCGGGGUCCGGAGACGGCAACGCGGUGGCCCGGGACCUGGGGAAAGGGAAUGCCGCCCGGUCUCCCCUCAUGAGAUGGUUAAACCCACGCUGAUCCCCGCGGCCUUUCCCAGGGAAGAUGAUUGUACUGAUCACCCAACACGCAGCCAACAUUUUAAAAACUGUUUAGAUUAUAGCAUAUGGACGUGUAAUUUUUGGAGACCAAGAAUGACUCAGGGCUGGUCCAGGAAAAAAAAAAAAAGUAGGCUACUAACAAUCCGUAAAAUGCAUCUGACUGAACACUUAGGUAUUUGUUAAAUAUUUGAGUGCACAUAGAUUUGUUAAAUAAGUGUUUAUAGUAGUGCUGAAGGACUAAAAAUGCAAUUUAGGUCAUGUAGGCAGGUCAGCUAAAGAGAAAACCAAAGCUGAGGACCACGUGAGUCCACGGUUCUCCGACUCGGAUGUACAUUAACUCUGGGAUCCGGGGCGGAGGGAGAAUUUGGAGCAAGGGGGGGGGGCAGGGGCGUGUGCUAUUUAGGCUUCCUUGUCAUAACAUCAACAGAAUGUCACUGUGCUUCUUUAUACUCUGGGAAAAAUCAAAGCAGUCCCUGAAGAAGUGGGAUGUUCGAAGCCUGUGGGAGCUUGAGCGGCAGCCUUGAAUGGAGGCGGGAUUCCAAGGGCCGCUCAUGUAGCUCCAGUUACUGAAUCUGAAGGAUGCUCUGGGCAGACGUGCCUUCAGGAGUGCCACCUCGGGUCCAGAGGGCUGGGAAGUAGUUUGCCCACUUGGGGGAGUGGGAAGGUAAAUAUUUAUAUAUUUUUGUAAACAAUUGUUAGUACGAGACAACCUCCACGCCUAUAUUUAUCCUGCUCUUGAGGAAAUGAACAUAAUAUUGUUUGUUUAAAAUGGUUAGAAUAAAGAUGUAACUCUAUAGGAUUUUCAAAGAUCCAAGGCAUGGAAAAUUUAUUACUAAUAAUUAUAGUAAUCGUACAGUGAUAAAAUAUAAGAGAAACCUAUAAAAUUUAGUCAGUGGAUUUAUAAAAUGUCAGAAAAUGAGCAACAGAGAGAAUUUAUUUAAAACUGAGUGCAGUGACUUUGAUGAGUUUUAAAUGUAAAGUAGAAAAUGGCUUUAAGGGAGGUUUGGAGAAGAGCCCCUUUUCAGCAGGGAAUGCCAACUUUAAGAUAUAGCUCAUUUUUGUAUUUUUCCCCUUUACAUAUAGUUGAUACGUGGAAUUAGCAGCACUCCUGGGAGGAUCUUAGCACAGACAGCACUGUUGUACUAGAUUUUAGGCAAUAUUUGCAGAAGUAUUUUAUUUGGAGUAAAGACUUAUUUAAGAACUAUUUCGAUAUUUACCUAUGUUUUAUUCUCAAAGUUUGCCAACAGAGUCAUGAAUGUGUCUGGCGAAGGGUCUUUGAAUGUAAACUGGAUAAGCUGUUAGAAUUUGUUUUUAAAGGACAAGUUUAUGAUUGUUCAAUAAAAAAACAAGACAGCU